Molecule: messenger RNA, 471 nt
Organism: Andrographis paniculata
Lineage: Eukaryota; Viridiplantae; Streptophyta; Magnoliopsida; Lamiales; Acanthaceae
Product: blue copper protein 1b-like
Exons: 2
Coding region: 1-471 (156 amino acids)
Cellular component (GO): plasma membrane
Molecular function (GO): electron transfer activity
Source: RefSeq, a predicted model, not a curated record
AUGGGUUGUAAGUUAUUCUUAGUCGCGGCAGCCGUUGUCUGCAUUGCCGCCGCUGCUCAAACACAGGCGACGGACUACAUUGUUGGAGACUAUGCUGGUUGGAAAUUGGGCUUCGACUAUGCCGCAUGGGCGCAAGGCAAACAGUUCUUCCUUGGAGAUAGGCUCGUUUUCAAGUAUAAAGCUGGGGCUCAUAAUGUGUACAAAGUGAACGGGACUGCCUUCCAGAGCUGCACGGUGCCGCCGUUGUCGGAAGCUCUAUCCACCGGAAAUGACGUUAUUACCCUUGCGACUGUCGGGAGGAAGUGGUACAUUUGUGGUGUCGGAAACCACUGUGCUUCCGGAAUGAAGCUCGUCAUCACUGUUGCGCCUUAUCCGGCAGCUCCCUCUCCAGCUCCCGCUCCGGCUCCGGCUAUUGGUGCCAAGAAGCCCAUCGGGAUUUGGAAAAAUUGGAAGUUGAAAAUGCACUUUUGA